AUGCACGGUGUCAAUUUGAGCUUGGUGUUGACGCUUCUCUCGACGAGUGCCGCGUCGGCCGGGUCGGGCGACGUCACCAGCGUCGGCACCAUGUGGCAGGCGACGACGGUGCCCGCGAUACUCGCCCCCACCGAGACGAUCAGCCUGGGCAGCGAGCUGUUUUGUGCCUACCAAGCAAGUCAAAGGGCGUGGUGCAGCGCAUACUGCUUCGUCGGCGGCGUCUGCAGCAUGUACGUCGAGGAGAUCCCAGCGGAAAAGACGACCUCCUCCUGCAAGACGACUUCCCCCGCCUGCCCCGCCCCCUUCAGCCUGUACCCGGGCCUGGAGGACGUCGGCUGCUUGUAUGAGGUUCUUUCAGGCAAUUCAUGGAAUGUCAGUCGAGACACUUGCCAAGAGGCGGGUGGUGACCUGAUGGUUCCAAGCGGCCCUGAACAAUACGCCAGGAUAAUUGCUUACUUCAAAGUGUAUAUCCCAGGAGGCUUGUGGUGGGUUGGCAUUUACGACAAUGUGUGGCUGACCGGUCGGGUUGGCGUCACGGCAGAGUGGGACGCAGGCCAGCCCAACGGGGGAGAAGAGCACUGCGGGUCCAUGCUCUCUGCUUCUACCAUGGGCGACUACCCCUGCUCCACCGCGUUAAGUGCCGUCUGCCAGAUACGGCGUUAA
Molecule: messenger RNA, 663 nt
Organism: Penaeus monodon (black tiger shrimp)
Lineage: Eukaryota; Metazoa; Arthropoda; Malacostraca; Decapoda; Penaeidae
Product: hemolymph lipopolysaccharide-binding protein-like
Exons: 3
Coding region: 1-663 (220 amino acids)
Source: RefSeq, a predicted model, not a curated record